AUGUCGUACCGCGACACCCGGACUCGCUACCAGACAGCACAGGCAGGUCCGUCUUCUGUGUCUCUUAUUUCAGAGUUUCGUGGGUCAGGGGACACGCUGGACGGGCAGCGGGAGGACGACGAGGCGCGGUUAACGAGCAACAUGGACAAGACAGGUGUGGGUGGUGUGGGUUGGGCUCUGUCCGACGAGGAUGACCCUGAGCGGUCGGUUGGCGGAUCAGCGCGAUCACGACGACGAGCGAGUCGUUACGGAGCAUCGCCGUCGCCGCUGAAGAAGACGGGGAACACGCUCAAGCUCAUGACGGGAAACCUGCGUCGGGCGUCGAUACGUGUCGUGAAUUUUGCCGGGUUCGGCCUCGAGGACCAUGUGCGGCUCGCGGACGCAGAGGAUGAAUCACCGGAGCACACGCUCGUGGACAAGGUGCAGGCGGACGACACGGGCGAGGAGGAGGAGGUCGCAUCCCUGCCCGACCUGUCACGUAGUCUCCCGAUUCGCGGGCGCACGCUUGGCUGCCUGGGCUCGACGAGCAGGAUCCGUAUGGCGAUGUACCGCUUCCUCGUGUAUCCAUGGACAGAACCUAUCAUACUCCUCCUAAUCAUCUUCAAUGCAGUACUGCUGACAAUACAGUCACAUACAUCGGCGGCUCUCGAUGUGGACGACAACGGCAACACCCCGCACCCGCUGUAUCUAAGAGGUUACUUCCAUCAGUGGGAGGACUAUGCUCUGUUUGCGUUGUUUUGUUUCUUCACGCUCGAGGCCUUCGCCCGAAUGAGCGUUUCGGGCUUUCUAUUAGACCCUGAUGUCCCUGUGUCGUCGCUAUUCACGUCUGUCUCGUUCUCCAAAUACCCGGACCCCUCGAUACCUUCCAUGCGCAUGGAACUACAGACGCCACUCUCUCGCAAUGCAUCAUCGCUGUCUCGCAAUGCAUCCCUCGGUCACUCGUCUAGUCGCUCGCGUCGCUUCAACGUCGUCCACAAACUGCAGCAUUUCGCACAUAAUCUCGCCCGCCCAUUCGCUUUACAACACCAUUCAAUGUCACUCCCUCUCCAACCACCUCAAUCAACGCCUGCGUCCUCUGCUCCCCAACGCACACCAUCUACGCAGCAUAGCCGGUCAGACACCACCAACUCUCGCACUGCGAUUCUUGAACCGGCGGUCACGAAAGCUCAAGAAGUACAUGCGCACAUGCGCAAUCCUUCCCAGCCGACGGUGUUCUCAACGGCACUCCGGUCGGACAAUCCGGAUGUCCUCGCUCUUCCAUUUCGGCUGAGUGUCGCGAAUGCACGGCAGCAGACGCAGCGGAACGUGCCGUACCUACGGCAUAGUUGGACCCGAAUAGACUUUGUAGCUAUCGUCGGCUUCUGGGUUUCCUUCGCUCUGGCUACUGCGGGCGUCGAACAGGGAGAAUAUCACAUCGGUAUCUUUCGCGCUCUGAGCGUCUUGCGGACUGCGAGGCUCUUGGCCAUUACAUCCGGUACAACCACGAUCAUGCGAUCCCUCAAGACAGCCCGUCCAUUGCUUGCGAGUGUUGCCUACUUCGUAUUGUUCGCGAUGAUCCUUUUCUCGAUCAUCGGGAUACAGUCAUUCAAGGGUUCUUAUCUCCGCUCGUGCAACCUAUUGCCUACCAUGGGAGUAGAAAAUUACACGGACCUGACCCAGAAUUGCGGUGGUUAUGUGAACGCUACCACCCUCGAAGUCAUGGGUUAUCUCAAGACAGACGGUACAUACGGUUCAUCCAAGGGUUAUAUUUGCCCUGCUGGUCAAAUCUGCAUGGAGGAUCCGAUGAACCCAGACAGCAACAUGGAGAGUUUCGACACAAUCUACUACUCCGCUUUGCAAGUCUUCAUUGUCGCUUCGGCGAAUGGCUGGUCUCCGAUCAUGUACAACAUGAUGGACGCGGAGUUCUUCGUGUCCUGCCUCUUCUUCAUCACCUGCGUUGUUGUGCUCAACUUCUGGCUCAUCAACCUCUUCAUCGCGGUGAUCACAAAUACGUUUGCGGCUAUCAGGUCAGACACGAAGAGAAGUGCCUUUGGUGCAGCAAUAGGCCCCUGCUAUGAUGAAAACAACGAGGGUUGGACCAUGGUGGACGGCAGACGCGUCUCAACGCGCAACCGCAUCAAGGAGGUCUACGAGAGCAUCCGCUGGUGUUGGGUUGCCUUGGCUCUCGCUUCACUUAUCUUGCAAGCCACUCGUGAGGUGAACAUGAGCACUACGCACCAACAGAUCCUCAAUAUCGGUGAACUGGUAAUCACUAUGGCCUUCGACAUCGAGAUCUUCAUUCGUGUGGGCGCAUAUCUCCCAGACUGGCGUGCGUUCUUCUUCCGUGGACAGAACUUGCUGGAUUUGUUCCUCGCGAUCGCGUCAAGCAUCAUUCAAAUACCGGGUAUCCAUGACUCGGACGUCUAUCCGUGGUUCACGAUAUUCCAGCUUGCGCGAUUUUACCGCGUCAUACUGGAGAUCCCAAGAAUGAAGCCCCUGCUUCUCGCCGUGUUCGGAAACAUGUAUGGUCUGGCAAACAUGACGUUGUUCCUCGUCCUGUUGAACUUCGUCGCUGCGCUAGUUGGCGUCCAAUUGCUUCGGGGGGACAUUGCCCGAGGCAACUAUAUCGACUAUGGCCAGAUAUACAACUCAUUUCUCGCCGCCUAUCAGUUGUUCUCGUCGGAAAAUUGGACGGAUGUACUCUAUGGUGCCGGAAAUCCGGAGAUUCCCCUCAGACAGGCACCCAUCAUAGUCUUGUAUCUGACCGGGUGGUUUGCGCUUGCGAACUUCAUUGUGCUGCAAAUGUUCAUUGCGGUCAUUAACGAGAACUUCGAGAUCGCCGAGAAUUCGAAGCGGAGUAGACAAGCCUCCCACUACUGGGCCUCACAUCGUCCACAAGAGACCCGUAUACCGUGGCUUCGCAGACUGAACCCGUACAGGUGGAUGAAGGCGCAACCAAAGGCAAUUGCGGUUGAGCAGUUGCCGUCGGAUCUCAUCCUUCCAAUGCAGAAGACGUUGGUAGAUUCUUAUCCCAUGCAGGAGAAGAUAGUGGCAGAUAGUGCUAAAUCGUAUUUGCGCCACCUACAAAAGCUUUUUGCUGGUGAGACUGAUGCCGACCGUGUGCCGCUCGCGGCAAUGCGAAAAAAUCGUCGGGACUCUGCGGCACCUCAGGAUGCAAUAGACGAGGAAACCGAACGGCAUCUCGAAUUGUUGGCAACCCUCAACUCGGAGGCAGCCGCGGCGGAAGAUUUAACUGACAUCAUCUACGAACGACGGGCGAGAAGGGCGGACUUCAUUCGCGAUCACCCUACCUAUGACAAGACAUUCUGGCUGUUCUCCCACAAGAACAUCAUCCGGCGAGUUUGCCAGAAGCUGGUGUCCCCGGCAGGCGGCGAGCGUAUAUUCGGCGCACAGCCGUCUCCGAUUGCGCACCCAGUCUUCCAGGUCGUUCUCCUACUAGCUGUCAUCGGUGGGAUUGUGGUUGAGUGGAUAGCCACCCCAACAUACCGGCGCAACUAUCAGCUGCAGUACGGGCAACUACGCGGAUCCUGGUUUGACAUUGCAGAAGCGACAUUCGGUUUCACUUUGUUGCUGGAGUUCAUCAUCAAGGUCAUCGCCGAUGGAUUUGCCUUCACGCCGAAUGCCGGUCUCAUCUUCGUCGUCGGCCUCAGUCGUCUCACGAGAUCGUUGAAGGCUUUGCGAGCCCUCCGCCUCAUCACACUUAUCAACAUCAUGCGGUCUACCUUCGAAUCGCUGAUCAUCUCUGGCGUGGCACGAAUCCUGGAUGCUUGUCUCUUGGCCAUCCUCUACAUGAUUCCGUAUGCUGUGUGGGGUCUCAACAUAUUCGUCGGUCUUAUGAAGGAAUGCAAUGACACCAACGUCUCCAACGUGGGGCAAUGCGUCGAUGAAUACUCGAACACAAUCUACGGUGAUUCAUUUGGGUUCUUGGUCCCUCGGGUGUGGGCCGAUCCCUCUCCGUCCACGACAUUCUCAUUUGACAACUUCCGUGCGUCUCUGUUGAUCUUGUUCGAGAUUGUCUCGUUGGAAGGUUGGAUCGACGUCACCACGGUCGCAGUGAGUCUCAUCGGACAAGGCGAGCAGCCCCAGACGAAUGCGCGACAGUUCAAUUCGAUCUUCUUUCUGAUCUAUAACCUUCUGGGUGCGGUCAUCAUUCUGACCCUCUUCGUCAGUAUCAUCAUUGGCAACUUUACCUCGAAGACCGGCUCGGCAUAUCUCACACAACCUCAGCGAGAAUGGAUAGAUUUACAGAAGUUGAUCAAGCGGCAGCGCCCCUCCAAACGACCGAAGCGUCGACCAUCAUGGCGUAUCAGAGCCUGGUGCUUCGAUCGUGCAGUGCAUAAGCACGGUUGGUGGCACAGGAUGAUGACGGUGGUUUUCACUAUCCAUGUAAUCGUUCUGAUGACUCAGACACUUGGUACCACCUCGACGCUCGAUCGCACGCGCGAUACAUUCUUCUUCGUGGUCACGAUCAUAUAUUCCAUCGACACACUGGUGCGGUUCUUCGGUCUGGGCUGGCGCAGUUUCAGUGCCAAUGGCUGGAAUAUCUUUGACAUCAUUGUCGCUACGGGCAGUCUUCUGACAACCUUUAUUGUCAAUUUCGGUCCUAGCGGAUUUGCAACUCAACAGUUGCAAAAGUUGUUCAUCACUUCAAUUGCUUUCAAGUUGGUGCAGCGCACGAACUCUCUGAAUAAAUUCUUCAAGACCGCCGUGGCAAGCUUGCCAGUGAUCAUCAGCCUACUGUUCCUCUGGAUCAUCCUCUUCCUUUUCUUUGCGAUCAUGUACAUGGAGGUAUUCAGCAUGACGAAGUGGAAUUCGGCGGAAACGAGAUACCAGAACUACACGACGAUGUCGAAAUCAUUGGUUAUGCUUGCAUUCAUGACGACAGGGGAAGGCUGGAACCAGUACAUGCACGACUUUGCGUUGGAGUAUCCCCGGUGCACCGUCCUGCCUAAUGGCGACUCCGAUUGUGGCAGCACAACCUGGGCGUUCACGCUCUUCAUCGCUUGGAAUCUGCUUAGCAUGUACAUAUUCGUCAACCUGUUCGUUGGUGUUGUCGUCGAGAGUUUCUACUAUGUGUUCCAGAUGUCGGGUGGAUCAAAAUCCAUCACACGUGAAGAAAUGCGUAACUUCAAGAAAGUCUGGGCCGCGUUUGCCAAUCCGAAGACAGGGUACCUAGAGAGGGACCGCUUUGUGCCUUUCUUUGGUAAACUGAGCGGGAUCUUCGAGGUCCGGAUAUAUCCUGCCGAGUUCAAUAUCCGACGAAUAAUGGCGCAAUCGCUGGCGGAUCCAACCUCAAACUCUGCUUGGCCAGCAGCAAUAGUGGAGGGCAUGGAUCUUGGCAAAUUGAGUGCGACGCUAGGUGGCAUAGAUCGCGCUACCAUUAAGCGGAGGAAGAAUCUGUAUAAUCGACUCUACCAUGAAGCUCGGAUCUCGCACGAGCCUGGAAAGGGCAUAUCAUUCACAAAUAUGCUGUUACUCCUAACGCAUCACAGGCUCAUUGUCGAUCGGGAUGCUCUGGUACUGAAGGACCUAGUUAUACGGACGGAAACGAACAAACUUGUCACAGACCUUGUUGACUUCGACCGCGUCCAGUCUUUGCUACUCAUGAUAUCUUAUCGACGGCGGUAUUUAGCAAAACGCGACGAAAUACGGCGUAUGAAAAUGGCGGAUCAAGACAUACCUGCCAUCGUCGUCGAUGACCUGCUCACGACCCCCGUUCUCAUCACCCGCGACAUAACCUCACCUAGCCGAGACAGUUCUGUGGAACGCUUUUCAGAUCCCGACUCCCCUAUGUCGCCGACCUUCGGCGAUCGUUUCCCGGAUUAUACGAGGGUGAGUGACAUCAGCAUGCUGUCACUCAGUCCCGGUCUUUCCCCCGAUAUGUCCGCACGCGAUCCUCACUCUCCGGUAGACGACGCGCAGAACAUUCUCGAGACCAUGCAGGGAUCUGUUUGGAAUGAGAUGAUGCUGGAGGCUGAAGAGGAGGAAUCAUAAAAUCAUUACUUCGCUGCAUAUAAUUCACCGGACUCUAGAGGGACACAUGUAGACUGUAGACAUAUUGCACACCAUUGUAGGCACCAUGGCACUGUACUAGCGUAAGACUUUAUUGUGUAACUUAUCGCUCAGAGUAAAAUGGGACUACUAAUUCACCCUGGUACACAACAUACAGCACAAUAAGGUCGCGAACCGAUCAGAAUCUGCCUCUGCGCGGCCGCCAGACAGUCUUCUUCUCGACAGUCUGGAAGCCCUCUUCCUCCUUAGGCGGUUCCUCCUCGCAGCAGCUGGCGUUCUGGGCGCAGGCGA
Messenger RNA from Fomitopsis serialis, 6303 nucleotides. Its product is annotated as Ion transport protein-domain-containing protein. The coding region runs from base 1 to 5994 and encodes 1997 amino acids. Lineage: Eukaryota; Fungi; Basidiomycota; Agaricomycetes; Polyporales; Fomitopsidaceae. Gene Ontology annotation, biological process: calcium ion import across plasma membrane. Gene Ontology annotation, cellular component: membrane; voltage-gated calcium channel complex. Gene Ontology annotation, molecular function: high voltage-gated calcium channel activity. The transcript is spliced from 28 exons. The record is from RefSeq and is a predicted model, not a curated record.